AAAUUUGAUUCAAUAUUUCUACUUUCACACGUCUUUAUGACUAAAGGAACAGUUUUGCUUCUGAAAGAUAAAGCUUCACUUGAGCAAGACAAAACUGACCAAAGUACAACUUAUGACAUAAGUGAUAGUAAACAAAUUCCAGACGAGUACGAAACCAAAUUAGCGUCGCUUUCAUAUACCAGUAUAUUCUUACCAGUAUUAUCACCCGUUUUUGUAAAUAUAGAAGAAUUAUCAAAAAUAUUAAAAAAUGGGCCCGAAAAAAAGUAUUGGGGAAUUGUAGUGACUAGUCAAAAAGCCGUUAAAGGGCUAAAGCUUGCUUGGAACGACGCAUUCAACGAUGUAACAGAAGUAGAUUCUUUAAGCAAAGAAAAAGCAUCCUGGAAAAAUUUACCAUUUUUUGUGGUAGGAAAAGCAACAUCAAAAGUAGCAGAUGACUUGAAAUUCAAUACAUUGGGACUAAAUUCUGGCAAUGCGGAAUCUCUUGCAGAAUACAUUAUUCAAUUUCAUAGUCAGCAUAAUACACAGAAUUUUCAUCAAAACGAAUUACCCCUCUUAUUUCUAACGGGUGAUAAACGUCUCGAUAAACUUCCAACACGAUUAUCACAAGCUGGAAUAAAACUGGAAGAAUUAUUAGUCUAUGAAACAAAACCUGAUGAAAACUUUUCCAUAGAAUUGGAGAAUAUUGUCAAAAAAGAUAAACAAAUUGAUUGGAUUGUAUUCUUUAGUCCAAGUGGUGUAGAUGUUGCAUUGAAAAAUUUAAUGAAAUUGGAUUUAUGGAAAACCGUAAAGAUUGCAAGUAUUGGAAAAACUACAGGAAGUUAUCUUGAGAAAUGUGGUAUAAAGGCUCAUGUAAUAUCGCCAAAACCAGAAUCCGAAAGCUUGGCAU
This is a messenger RNA of Dentiscutata erythropus, 886 nucleotides long. The record is from the annotation of a GenBank genome assembly. Lineage: Eukaryota; Fungi; Glomeromycota; Glomeromycetes; Diversisporales; Gigasporaceae.